AUGGCAAUUCUAUCUAAGCAUGUUCAUACAUCAUUGCCCCAAAUUCCACAAUCUUGCAGCAAAUCUUCAAAUUGGAUUGCUAUGGAAGAAAGUGAGUUUCUUGAAUGCUGUGGAAGCAUCAAAUUCGCUAAAGAAAUGGCUUCUGCCUCUCCUUUCUCCUCGUUGCAACACGCACUCGAUGUUGCCUCUGAGGAGAUAUAUGCAUUGAGCGAGCAUGUAGUAUCUGGUAAGAUGAGUGUUAAAAAGAAGCCGGCAUGUGAUGAUGAUGAGCCCUUUGCUUCGAGAAUUGAUUCCGUUCCAAUGCCGUCGGAAAAUGACACUAACGAGGAUUCAAGAAGAAUUACAGAGUUGCUAAAGGAUGGGAAUUGUAAAUUAUGUCCUGGGUGCGCAAAAUAUACCAAGUUAUCAUUUGUUGUUGAGUUGUAUCAUAUCAAAGUGUUGUGCGGUGCUACUGAUAAGACAUUCUCCAUGAUAGUCGAUCUUCUCAACAAUGCUUUUUCCCAUGCUAACUUGCCCACUUCAUUUUAUGAAGCCAAAAAAAUGAUUAAAUUGUUAGUUGAAGAGAACACCAUCAGCAAUACGGAAGUUGUGGGAACGAGUCAAGAUCAAAAGAAAAAGAUACCAGCAAAGAUGUUGAGGUACUUUCCUAUUACUCCUAGGUUAAGAAGGUUAUACAUGUCCUCCAAGACAGCAAGACUAAUGCGCUGGCAUUCGGAGUUUCCUAACUCAGAUGGAAAGUUAAAGCAUCCUAGAGAUAGCAAGGCAUGGAAAGAUUUUGAUUUAUUACAUCCAGAAUUUGCUAAAGAUCCUCGUAACAUAAGGCUCGCUUUAGCAACCGAUGGCUUCAAUCCAUUCGGGACUCUCAGUUCAAACAUUAGCAUUUGGCCAGUGAUGCUAUAUAUAUACAACUAUCCUCCACGGUAUUGUAUGAAGCAAACUUCUCUUAUAAUGUCUAUGAUAAUUCCUGGUCCAAAGAUGCCUGGAAAUAAUAUUGAUAUUUUUUUGCAACCACUUAUUUGUGAGUUGAACGAAUUAUGGAAAGGUGUUGAUGUCUACGAUUCUAUUGAUGGUAACAAUUUUCGUAUGCAUGCUGCAUUAUUUUGGACUAUUAGUGAUUUUCCAGGUCUUGAUAAUAUGUCUGGGUGGAAUACACAUACGAACCUCGCUUGUCCAUCAUGUAACUUCGAUACAGUCUUCAGAAGGUUGAAGUUUGGCAUGAAGUAUUGCUUUAUGGGACAUCAUCGAUGGUUACCCGAUGAUCACGAGUAUAGGCACAAUAAACACUCUUUUGAUGGCCAUACAGAACUAAGAGGCCCACCUCCGACGUUAUCAGGAAGAAGGUUUUUGUCCCAAAUUGAGAGUAGUCGAAAAAGACCUCAAGAUGCAGUCAACGAUGGCAACAUCCCACUACAAUGGAAAAAAAGAAGUAUUUUCUGGGAUUUACCAUAUUGGAAGGAUAAUCUUGUUCGUUAUUGUCUUGACAUGAUGCACAUAGAGAAAAAUGUGUGUGAUAAUGUGCUUUUUACUAUACUUGAUGAUAAACAAAGAACUAAAGACAACUUGCAAGCUCGUAAGGACUUGCAGUUGAUGGGAAUUAGAGAACAACUCCAUCCAUAUCCUAAUUCUUCCAAGUACCCUGCCUCGUGCUUUAGAAUGAAAAAUGUUGACAAGGAUAUUUUUUUAGGUGUUCUAAAGAGUGUCUCUUUUCUAGAUGGUUACUCUUCAAAUAUUUCUAGAUGUGUUGAUAUUAAAAAACGAAAGGUAAGCGGUCUAAAGAGCCAUGAUUCACACAUUCUUCUAGAACAUAUCUUGCCAAUUGCACUUAGAAGAUCCUUGCCGAAGGAGGUUAUAUCCGUUCUUAUCGAGCUGUGCAACUAUUUUAGAGAAGUCUCAGGCAAAUCAUUAUCACUAAAGAAUUUAGAAAGACUACAACAGCGAAUUGUUUUGACGCUUUGUCACAUGGAAAUGAUAUUUCCUCCAACAUUUUUCACUAUUAUGGUUCAUCUAGUUAUUCAUCUGGUAGAGGAAGCAAUGAUUGCAGGUCCAGUGCAGUAUAGAUGGAUGUAUCCUAUUGAAAGGGCCCUGGGACAUUUAAAAUCUUAUGUCCGUAACAAGGCUGCACCAGAAGGGUGCAUAGCUGAAGGUUACAUAAUAGAGGAAUGUCUAACUUUCUGCUCUAGAUAUUUGGAGGAUGGCAAUAUUGAGACAAGGUUCAACCGACCAAGGCGCAACGAUGACCAAAAUGAAAACACUUGUAGUAGUUGCUCUACUGUCUUAUCUAAGAUUUUUCCAGCCUUAGGAAUAUCUCGUGGAGCUCAUAAGAUUUGUUCGUUAACACCAACAGAGAAAUUACAGGCCCAUCGUUAUGUGUUGACAAAUUGUUCACUGGUUGCAAAAAACAAUGAUCCAGAUAUUACUCCCGAAAUCAAGUGGCUUGCAGAAGGGCCUAAUGAUAUUGUGAAGAGGUUUGAGGAGUUUAAUAUUCAUGGGUUCAAGUUUCGUACAAUGAAGAAAGAUCAAGGCCUUAAAACACAAAAUAGUGGUGUGGUUAUGUCUGCUAUUACUAAUAGUGUUUCAAAUGGCAGGAACCCUAUUAUAGUAGCAAGCGACAAUACAUACUAUGGUAAAGUGGUAGAUAUGAUAGAGUUAGACUACUUUGGCAAGCUGAGGGUUGUGUUGUUCAAAUGUAUUUGGGUUGAUACCACACUUAACAAGGGAAUCAAGAUAGAUCAAUUUGGGAUCACAAGUGUAAAUUUUUCUAACUUGAUACACACCGGUGAUAAUGAAACAGAUGAACCAUUUAUUCUUGCAACAGAUGCAAGAAUGGUUUACUAUAUUGAUGAUCCAGUUGAUGAAGGUUGGUGUUCUGUUUGUCAUAUGAAACCCAGAGAUUUAUUUGAUAUGGGAGAUUUGAAUGAGGAGGAAUUAGAUGAAUCUUUGGUGGAAGACAUACCAUUUUGUGAGCAACAAGUAGAGAAUCUUAAAGAGUUUCAAUUGACGAGGGACGAGAUUGAUGAAGCAGAUCAGGAUGAAAUGCAUGUUGACGAAAAUGAUGAUAAUGACUGCGAUGAUGAUGAUGAAAUAGAUAUUUAG
This is a messenger RNA of Arachis duranensis, 3093 nucleotides long. RefSeq lists its product as uncharacterized. Bases 1 to 3093 code for a protein of 1030 amino acids. The transcript has 7 exons. NCBI's taxonomy places the organism in Eukaryota, Viridiplantae, Streptophyta, Magnoliopsida, Fabales, Fabaceae. The record is from RefSeq and is a predicted model, not a curated record.